Molecule: messenger RNA, 1179 nt
Organism: Ophidiomyces ophidiicola
Lineage: Eukaryota; Fungi; Ascomycota; Eurotiomycetes; Onygenales; Onygenaceae
Exons: 2
Coding region: 1-1179 (392 amino acids)
Biological process (GO): DNA recombination; positive regulation of mitochondrial DNA replication
Cellular component (GO): nucleus; mitochondrial large ribosomal subunit
Molecular function (GO): structural constituent of ribosome; single-stranded DNA binding; DNA strand exchange activity
Source: RefSeq, a predicted model, not a curated record
AUGGCCGCCGCCGCCGCCGCCAGCGCCGCCAGCGCUGCCACCAAGGCACCCAGGCAAAAGACCCUGCGGCUGCUCGACCCGACCAUGCUCGCGACCUCACGCGCCGUACGCUUCCCGGAGACCUCAGGCAAGCCCAUCCAGGGCAAAGCGCGCUUCGCCAACUCGCGAGCCGCCCAGAACUACCGCGAGCACGAGCGCGAGCGCCUGAAGAAGGCCCUGCUGCACCUCACCCACGGCCGCAAUAUCUUUGUCUACAACCACCUCCGCACAAACCAGGUCGUGUACUCGCUCUCGCGGACGCUGGAGCGCAACAACGUCCUCUCGCAGAUGAUCUACCACGGCAAGAAGACCGUGCCCGCCUCGCUGCGCAAGGACAUGUGGGUGCCCUUCUUCUCCGUGCACUUCCCCUCGCCCGCCGCCGGCAUCGCCGCCUUCAAGAUGCUGCGCGAAUUCGCCGUGCAGCGCCAACUCGCCCCGCCCGCCGCCGCCAUCACCAACACCACCGAGUCGCUCGCCCGCCGCCGCCCGCGCGACCCGCUCGCCGCCCGCAAGUGGGACGCCACCUGGACCCCGCGCCUCGGCCAGUUCAUGCCCAAGAAGCUGCGCGCCCGCGCCCUCAUGGACCAGAAGUCCACCAGCGUCGCCGACCUCGCCGCCGUCCUCGCCCUGCACGCACCCACCCUCGCCCAGACCCACGCCCUCCCGGACCCCGACCUCCAGCGCCAGCUCGCCGACCGCCAGAAGAAGAAGUCCCUCAGCCACACGGCGCGCAAGCGGCUGGUGGCCGCGCGCGCGCGCGAGGCCGCCGUCGAGGCCCGCGUGCGCCAGCGCAUCGCCACGCUGGAGCGCGCGCUCUCGCGCCAGGCCAAUGGCAAGGCGGCGGCGCGCGUCGACGACCGCGGGGUGCUGGGCGCGCAUGCCGUGGAGCCGGGCCAGGUCAAGGUGCUGUGGACGGACCUGCACGACGCCGUGCACGCUGCCGACUGGCCGCCGUUCGUCAUGCAUGGCGAGCUGGCGCCCGUGCGCGACCAUGUUAUGGGCGACACGCUGAAGAGCGAGGUGCCGGAGCUGGGGCUGCAGGAGCGGCAGCCGGAGAAGAAGGAGGAGGAGGAGGAGGAGAAGGAGGAGAAGCAGGAGGAGGCGAAGGGGUUGGAUCGGUUGAAGUUUUGGAAGAGCUGA